This is a messenger RNA of Hypomesus transpacificus, 8254 nucleotides long. It is a transcript of the gene slit1a, whose product is annotated as slit homolog 1a (Drosophila). Gene Ontology annotation, biological process: axon guidance; negative chemotaxis. The record is from RefSeq and is a predicted model, not a curated record. Bases 502 to 4887 code for a protein of 1461 amino acids. Gene Ontology annotation, molecular function: Roundabout binding; heparin binding; calcium ion binding. Lineage: Eukaryota; Metazoa; Chordata; Actinopteri; Osmeriformes; Osmeridae. The transcript has 34 exons.
CGUGUGUGUGUGUGUGUGUGUGAGAGAGCGAGAAAGAGAGAGAGGCUAGCUUUUUUGUCUUUCAGCUCCUUCCCUGUUUCCCCUCUCUUCCAGCGAACGGAGCAGAGCGGGACUGAGAGAGGAGAGAGAGAGACACGGAGGAGAGCAGAACACAUCGCAGCAACUUCACAAAGAGAAGGGAGACAGAGAAGGAGAGUUCCCUUUGCAGGACUGAACGUUGGACUGAUCGUUCCUAAACUGAAGAGGAAACCAAGGCAACAAUAAUAGAGAAGAGGAAGAAAAAAAAGAAAUUCUUAAUUAUUUUGGAAAUCUUUCUAGAAUUGAGUUUCAGUUUGUUUCCAAAAAUUAAACAAAAAACGAAAACACUUCCUCCUGUUCAAGUCUGAAGCAGUUGUAGAGGACAUACAUUGUAGGAUUUGCUGACUGAGUCAAGACACGAACAGACAAGGAGAGAGAAAUCCAGUGGAGUGAUCCAGGCUAGAGGCUGCAGGCGAGCUAACCAUGCCCAGAAGAGGAGGCUGUUUUGGGGCAGCAGGCGUGGGAAGGCUGGCUGUACUGCUGGUUCUCAGUGCCCUGCUGGUGGGCUGUGCCCAGGGGUGCCCUGCCCUCUGCACCUGCAGUGGGACCACCGUGGACUGUCAUGGACUGGGCAUCAAGACCAUGCCACGGAAUAUACCUCGCAACACGGAGAGACUGGACCUGAGUGAGAACAUGAUCCAGUCCAUCCCCAGGAAGGCCUUCAGAGGAGCCACUGAUAUCAAGAAUCUUCAGCUGGAUAAGAAUCACAUCAGCUGUGUUGAAGAUGGGGCCUUCAGGGCUCUCAGGAGUCUGGAAGUGCUGACUUUGAACAACAACAACAUCAGCAGCAUCCCAGUCUCCAGCUUCAACCACAUGCCCAAGCUACGUACCUUCCGGCUUCACUCCAACAACCUGAACUGUGAUUGUCAUCUUUCCUGGUUGGCUCAGUGGCUCCGACAGAGGCCUACGAUUGGUCUGUUCACCCAGUGCACCGCCCCCCUCCCCCUCCGGGGGCUCAACGUGGCCGAGAUACAGAAGCAUGAGUUCACCUGCUCUGGCCACUCAGAGAGCUCCGCCCCGCAGCCCUGCAGUUUAGGGGGGGGGUCGUGUCCCGCCAUGUGCACCUGCAGCAACAACAUCGUGGACUGCCGAGGGAAGGGGCUCACCGCCAUCCCGGCCAACCUCCCUGACACCAUGGCAGAGAUACGUCUGGAGCAGAAUGGCAUCAAGUCAGUUCCUCCAGGAGCCUUCUCUCCGUACAAGAAGCUCCGCAGGAUAGACCUCAGUAACAACCAGAUUUCAGAGAUCGCUCCAGAUGCCUUCCAGGGCCUGCGCACCCUCAACUCUCUGGUGCUUUAUGGUAAUAAGAUCACAGAGCUGCCAAAAGGAGUGUUCGAUGGUCUCUAUGCCCUACAGCUGUUGUUGCUGAAUGCCAAUAAGAUCCACUGUGUGCGUGCCAACGCCUUCCAGGACCUCCAGAACCUGUCUCUGCUGUCACUCUACGACAACAAGAUUCAGACUGUGGCCAAGGGCACCUUCACUGCCCUCAGGGCCAUCCAGACCCUACACUUGGCCCAGAACCCGUUCAUCUGUGACUGUAACCUGAAGUGGCUGGCAGACUACCUGCGCUCCAACCCCAUAGAGACCAGCGGAGCGCGCUGUGCCAGCCCCCGCAGGCUGGCCAACAAACGCAUCGGGCAGAUCAAGAGCAAGAAGUUCCGCUGCUCUGCUAAAGAGCAGUACUUCAUCCCAGGCACCGAGGACACGCGUCUGAAUAAUGAGUGUAACAGUGACCCGGUGUGUCCGGCUAAGUGUCGCUGUGAGGCCAACGUGGUGGACUGCUCCAACCUGAAGCUCACCAAGGUCCCAGAACACAUCCCUGCCUCCACCACUGAGCUGCGUCUCAACAACAAUGACCUCACCACCCUGGAGGCCACUGGAGUGUUCAAGAACCUGGUCCAGCUGAAGAAGAUUAACCUAAGCAACAACAAGAUCACAGAGAUCGAGGAUGGGGCUUUCGAAGGGGCGGGGUCUGUUAACGAGCUCCACCUCACAGCCAAUCAAGUUGAUUCGGUCCGCAGUGGGAUGUUCAAAGGCUUGGAGGGGCUGCGCAUGCUAAUGCUGAGGAACAAUCGCAUUAGCUGUAUCCAUAACAACAGCUUCACCGGUCUGCACAAUGUGCGCCUGCUGUCUCUCUAUGACAACCAGCUGACCACCAUCACCCCCGGAGCCUUCGAUACCCUGCAGACCCUGUCCACCCUAAACCUCCUGGCCAACUCCUUCAACUGUGACUGUCGUCUGGGCUGGCUUGGUGAUUGGCUGAGGAGCAGGAAGAUCGUCACGGGCAACCCUCGCUGCCAGCGGCCCGCCUUCCUGAAGGAGAUCCCCCUACAGGAUGUGGCGUUGCCGGACUUCCGCUGCGAGGAAGGUCAGGAGGAGUCCAGCUGUGUGCCUCGGCCCCAGUGUCCCAGCGAGUGCACCUGUCUGGAGACGGUGGUGCGCUGCAGUAACAAGCACCUGGGCGCGCUCCCCAAAGGCAUCCCCAGAAACGUGACCGAGCUAUAUCUGGAUGGAAACCAGUUCACUAUGGUGCCAAAGGAGCUGUCAACCUACAAAUACCUUCAGCUUGUGGACCUGAGCAACAACCAGAUCAACUCUCUCACCAACUCCUCCUUCGCCAACAUGAGUCAGCUGACCACCCUGAUCCUGAGUUAUAACUCCCUGCGCUGUAUCCCCAGUCUGGCCUUCAGUGGACUGCGCUCUCUCAGGCUGCUCUCUCUCCAUGGCAACGAUAUCUCGGAGCUUCCAGAUGGCAUCUUCAGUGACGUGGCCUCUCUGUCCCACCUGGCCAUCGGGGCCAACCCCCUGUACUGUGACUGCCGUCUGCGCUGGCUGUCUGACUGGGUGAAGAGCGGCUACAAGGAGCCAGGCAUCGCCCGCUGUGCCGGGCCCCUGGGCCUGGAAGGCAAACUGCUGCUCACCACGCCUGCCAAGAAGUUCGAGUGUCACGGGGACGUGGACAGCCUGGUCCUGGCUAAGUGUAACCCCUGCCUGUCCAGUCCGUGUUUGAACCAGGGCGUCUGCCACAGCGACCUGGCCACCAUCUUCAGGUGCAGCUGUCCUCCAGGAUUUAAGGGCAGGAGCUGUGAGACGGCGCUCAACGCCUGUGUAAGCAGCCCCUGUGCCAACGGGGGCACGUGUCAACUGAACGAGGACGAGGAGGGCAGCUUCAGCUGCUCCUGCCCCCUGGGCUUUGAAGGUCCUACCUGCCAGACGAACCUGGAUGACUGUGAGGACCACGACUGUGAGAAUGGAGGCAGCUGUCUGGAUGGAGUCAAUAACUACACCUGUCUGUGUGCCCCCUACUACACAGGGGAGAUGUGUGAGGAGAUGGAGGAUGUGUGUGCACCCGGACGGAGCCCCUGUCAACACCAGUCCACGUGUCUCAUCACCUCCACCGGGCCCAAGUGUGUGUGUUCCCCGGGCUACGUGGGGGACGACUGCAGCGUCGAUUAUGAUGACUGUGCGGAGCACCGCUGUCUGAAUGGAGCCCAGUGUGUCGACGAGCUCAACGGAUACUCAUGUUCCUGCCCUGAGGGCUACAGCGGCCAGCUGUGCGAGGCGUCCCCCUCUCCCCGGUCUCUGUGUGAGCUGGCAGACUGCCAGAACGACUCCCCCUGCGUGGAGCGAGGGGGGCGGGCGCUGUGCCAGUGUCUGCCCGGCUUUGGCGGGCCUCGCUGCGAGAAGCUCGUCAGCGUCAACUUUGUCGACCGAGACUCCUAUCUGCUCCUGUCGGACCUGAAGAACUGGCCCCAGGCCAACAUCACUCUGCAGGUGUCGACGGCAGAGGACAACGGCAUCCUGCUGUACAACGGCGACAACGACCACAUCGCCGUGGAGCUCCACCAAGGUCAUGUCAAGGUCAGCUACGACCCUGGGAGCCAGCCCGGCCACGCCAUCUACAGCACGGAGACCAUUAACGACGGGCAGUUUCACACAGUGGAGCUGGUGACCUUCGACCAGACGGUGAACCUGUCCAUUGACGGCGGCCUCCCCACCACCAUGGACAGCUUCGGCGCCGUGCGGCCCCUCAACCGCGAGGCGCCACUAUACGUGGGGGGUAUGCCGGUGGACGUCCACUCGGCCGCCUUCCGCAUGUGGCAGAUCCAGAAUGGCUCCAGUUUCCACGGCUGCAUCCAGAACCUGUACAUCAACAACGAGCUGCAAGACUUCACCAAGACCCAGAUGAAGCCGGGCGUGGUGCCGGGCUGUGAGCCUUGCCGCAAGAUCUACUGCCUGCACGGCAUCUGCCAACCGGACGGGGCGCAGGGACCCAUCUGCCACUGCCAGUCCGGCUGGAGCGGACCGCACUGCGACCAGCCUGCCAGCCAGCCUGCCAGCCCCUGCCAAGGCAGCAAGUGUGUCCACGGGAAGUGCAUCCCUCUGGACAGCCAGUCCUACAGGUGCGAGUGCGAGGACGGUUACCGCGGCGCCCUGUGCAACCAGCAGGGGGAGCUGUUCAACCCCUGCCACCGCCUCUCCUGCAAACACGGACGCUGUCAGAUCUCCGAGUCGGGCGACGCGUACUGCCACUGCGAGAGCGGCCACGCCGGGGAGCUCUGCGACGCCGAGUCUGAGUGUCGGGGAGAACCCGUGCGAGAUUUCUACCAGGUCCAGCGGGGCUACGCCAUCUGCCAGACCACCCGCAUGGUCUCCUGGGUGGAAUGUUCCGGCACCUGCGACACGGGCACCUGCUGCGCCAGCCAGCGAAUGAAGCGCCGGAAAUACACGUUUGAGUGCAGCGACGGCACCUCGUUCAGCGAGGAGGUGGAGAAGACCGUCAAGUGUGGCUGCGCAGGCUGCAUGUAGCGCGCCCCACGCAAACCUGCUGCUGCCACUGAAGCUGGAGAAGGAACGAGAGAGAGAGAGAGUGAACCGGAGGAAAGAAAGAUAAAAAGGAAGAGAGAGAGAGAAGAGAGUUUAAAAUAAAUAUAUAUAAAACCUCUAUAUACUAUGGACAACAAUGUUUGUAAAAUAGGACCUUUCCUCCCUAUCACCAUAUGCGUCCAUGUGUGUGACGUACAGUAACACAGAGAUAAACAACGACGACAUCAGCAACAACAACAUGGAGAGUUGACGACGACAGCAACCGCAGCGACGUUGUAUCUGCAACUUGGCUCCAAAGGGGUCCAGAUCUUUCCCAGGGUUGCGUUCAGAAGGAGGACCCCCUCCCUCCCUGCCUGCAUCGCGUAUUCUGUACCUGUGCUCCAUCUAGCCACAUCUCCACUUCCUGUGGCCCGUCAGAAAGAUGGUGGCAUCCAGUCUGGUGAGGUCUGACGGUGGAGAGAGGGAUGACGAGGAGAGAUGGGAGAUAGUUGGAGAGGAGGGUUGGGCCGGAUGGCUGGGUCAGGCUAGGUAGAUGAGUUGAGCUGGGAAGGAGCUAGGCUGGGCUACGAUUGGUGGUUAUUUGCUGGGUAAAGCUAAGCUUGGCUGGGGUCCCUUUGGCCAAACUGAAGCAGGCCAGGUUAGCCAAAAGUGGGUUUUGCUGGGCUGAACCAGACUUGGCUAAACAGGACUGUAGCUGGGUAGCCAUUGGCUAAAUUGACCUGGGUUGUUUUAUAGUUGUGGUGAACUCUACGCUUUCUCAAUAAAUACUUACACAUACUUAUCUGCUACAUACACACACAUACACACACUUGUCUGAUGUAACCACGGGAUGGUCAUGAUUGGCACAUAUGAGAGCAGAGAGAGGUCAGGGGGUGAGUGAUAAUGUGACCUGGUGUUGCAGGGCCCUGCUGAGGACUGAUGACCUUAUACACACUGCAUCAACUAGCAACAUAGAUGAAUAGUCAUCCGCAACUUCAAAUGUACAUGGUCACCUUACACAGGAUGCCAACUCAAACACCUGGUUGUACCAUUUGGCAGUUGCUAGGAUAGGCGCUUUCUACGGUUGUCGGGGAAGCUUUGUGAGGUCACGCCCAUCAUUCCCAGUAACACCCCCAUCUGAAGCGGGCAGUGCCCAGUGGUAAACAAUCCCAGCAUGCAUUGCCUCAGGGUUAGGAUGAUUUGCAUAGCCCCUCCUCCUUGUAGAGAGGGGCAUUUAGGCCCCUCCCCCUCGAUGCCUGCAGUAUUAAAACUUGAGCAAACUAUUGCAUGUGUGGAGAAGAGUUUGCUGAUGAAUAUGUAGAGCUUUUUAUCAUUAUUAUCAUCAUGUUUAUUACAAAACAAAAAUGUGCAGAAUUGUUUUUAUUUUUUGUUUUGUUUUUGUCUAGUUUCAAAUGUUUUUGCAUUAUGAUUUUAUUUUUGUUAUUAUUUGGUUUGUAAUCUGUAACUCCUUUAGCCCUCUCUUUAUACAGAAAUGCCUAACAGAUUCUAAUAUAUAUAUUUGUAUUUCAUUUUGGUAUAGUAUUUUUAUAUGUUAAAGAGUAAUCUGUGUUUUCUGGAAGCGUUGGAACAGUCAAAAUGGCAUUUGAUCAGUUCUUUAGCUGUCUCUGUUACUUUACUGUAUUUCACUCAACCAAACUAGUUUGUAAUUGGCCAAAACAAGAUAUCAAAAUGUUGGCCUUUGUUGUAUAGGAGGCAGUAUUGAUCUAGAAAAAUGUUUAAUAUUGUAUAUGUUGUCUUCCAUGUGAAUAUUACAUCUAAUUCAUUUGAGUCUGUGUGCUUUUCCGUUUUUACGAUUUUAUUUAUUUUAUCUUAAGGCUUUUUCUGUAGUAAUUAAAAUACAUACUUGUCGCUGAUUUUAGUCAAUGAUACAAAAAGAAACAUAAAAAAAACUAAAAUAAAAUAAAAAUAGUAAACAAAAAAAGCUGUAAGGUAUUUGUGACAUCGCUUAACCAGUUCCGUCAGUGUUCGUUUCUGACCUGCUCAGACACAUUCCUACUUGGCUGCAGGAGCCACUGAGCAUGGGGCUAAUAUUAAGAUGAGCAGGAGAAACUGAUUUCUUGAAACAGAAAUCCCCCCCCCCCCCCGCCCCCCCCCCCCCCCCCCCCCCCCCCCCCCCACCCACGCCAAGAACCACAUGGCUGAAAUAUAGAUAUACACACACCAAAUGUGGGGGUGGGUUCUGUUCAAGUGAUGCUUGUGCUAGUAGUGCUUAUGUAAUUCUAUUAAAAACAACAACAACAACAAAACUAUACAUUUGCUAUAUUUUGAGAAUUCUAUUGCUUUCAGGACACCUCCACCCAAAAAACAGUCAUGCUCAUUUGGAAACACACUAGAGGCAUAAAAGAUAUGAGGAAAAUAAACUGCGAGACAAGCCUAUAGUUUUACAAAACAGAGGUCCACCAAUCAGAUCUGCCCAAAACAGCUCUGUUGCUACCUGCAACUUUCUGACUGGGUAAACACUACGCUCAAGAGCUGUACAGGUGCCAUAAACAGAGAAUUAAAGUAAAUAACCUGAAUGUAUAAAUGUGUAUAGAUAAAUAUGCUCUGCGCUUAUUCAUGAAGUGGUAACUUAUAUAGCUGUUAUUUAGUAUAAAGAUGCCACAAUCCUUGUUGCUUGUUUUCUACAGUGCGAGGCCUGUAUUUUAAGUUGUGGUAUGGUUCUUCCUGCAUGCUUGGGUAACUGCUCUAGGGUCAGUCCAGUCCCCCCCCAUCCUUUCCCAUUAGGGUUUGAGAAGGAUGACGACUGACCUCAGAUCUGUCCCAAAGAGCAGUAAUGCCAUGCCUCUCCUACAGCAGUGAUCUCCCUUGUCUCUCUCUUGUGUUCCAUACUACGUCAUGUGAUCCAACGGUGUUCAAUACAUUCGGAGAGUUACGAGUUCUGUUCUGUGCGCUGAUACUGAUGACCUGUCAUCCAAUGGGUUCAUUAAGGCUCUUAUAUCCAUAUGGGCGUGUAUCAAAAAUGUCACAUGACUCCCUGUCCCAUGUGUCCUUCCCUUCAUCCUGCACUGAUGUGACCUGAAACAGGUGGCUUCCAUUUCCUGGUUGUGAUGUAGCCCGGAACUCCUGUGUCACAUGACCACAGUCUCACUAACAUCCAAAAGGAACUGUGCGCAGAAUAAAAAAAAAUGAUGCAAAAUGUCACUGAUGUAUUAAACUGGUGCAUUCAAAAGGUUUGAGAAACACAGAGAAUCUCUGGGGUUUCCAUGUUUGUGUUGUUGUAUGUGGCAGGGUUAAAUUGCAGGAUAGAACCUGAGUCUCCCAGUGAAGCUGAAUGUAUGUAGUGCCACCGACAAAAUGUUUACCAAAACUCCACUUUUCAUUCAAUAAACUUUAAUGUGUGUGAUUUUAA